GAACCUCGGCAGAAGUCAGAGCUUAUGUUGACAAGAUCAUUUCCAACCCAACCAUCUCGGGGAGUGAACUGGCAGCUUGGCAAUGCUCCAGCAUGAUUCUACACUCAGGCCCCCCAGCUAAGCUUCCUGAAGAGCCAGGUGCCAGCUGGAGCCGGGGGGCUCCUGGCCUCUGAUUGGCUGCCAUCAUUUGUGGUUAGCCCUCCGUGGUCGGGGAGGCUGGGAAGGACAACAGAGGCUGAUAAAUAAUGCAGCAGUCCGCUCUGAGAGACAAGAGAGCAAGGAGGGCGAGGAGAGCACACUUUGUCUUCCCUUUGGUAUCAAGUCAUAUCAACCGAAUUACAGACAUCCCCACACUGUGCCCAGGCAGCCUGCUGAGCAAGAUACCUCAGCCAGCAUGGCUGUCUCUUUGACAGCCACCCUGGGACUCAAUUCUGCCCCAGAUGAAAUCCAGCAUCCACAUAUUAAAUUUUCCGAAUGGAAAUUUAAGCUAUUCAGGGUGAGAUCCUUUGAAAAGGCACCUGAAGAAGCUCAAAAGGAAAAAGAUUCCUCUGAGGGGAAACCCUCUCUAGAGCAAUCUCCAGCAGUCCUGGAUAAGGCUGGUGGUCAGAAACCAGUCCUGACUCAACCAGCAGUAAAGCCUCACCCUAAGUUUUUGAAGAAAUCCCAUGAUGAUGGGAAAGCAAGAGAGAAAGCCAUCCACCAAGCCAGCCUUCGACAUCUCUGCCGCAUCUGUGGGAAUUCUUUUAAAACUGAUGGGCACAAUAGGAGAUAUCCAGUCCACGGGCCUGUGGAUGGCAAAACCCAAGUGCUUUUACGAAAGAAGGAAAAGAGAGCCACUUCCUGGCCCGACCUCAUUGCCAAGGUUUUCCGGAUCGAUGUGAAAGCCGAUGUUGACUCCAUCCACCCCACUGAGUUCUGCCAUAACUGCUGGAGCAUCAUGCACAGGAAGUUUAGCAGUGCUCCAUGUGAGGUUUACUUCCCGAAGAACGCAACCAUGGAGUGGCACCCCCACACCCCGUCCUGUGACAUCUGCCACACUGCCCGUCAGGGACUCAAGAGGAAGAGUCAUCAGCCAAAUGUGCAGCUCAGCAAAAAACUCAAAACUGCGGUUGACCGAGCGAGGCAGGCCCGUCAGCACAAGAGGAGAGCUCAGGCAAGGAUCAGCGGCAAGGGAGUGCUGAAGAAGAUCACCAACUGCAGUAAGAUCCAUCUUAGCACCAAGCUCCUUGCAGUGGACUUCCCGGCGUACUUUGUGAAAUCUAUCUCCUGCCAGAUUUGUGAACACAUCCUGGCUGACCCUGUGGUCACCAGCUGUAAGCAUGUAUUUUGCAGGAUCUGCAUUCUCAGAUGCCUCAAAGUCAUGGGCAGCUAUUGUCCCUCUUGCCGAUAUCCCUGCUUCCCCACUGACCUGGAGAGUCCCGUGAAGUCCUUUCUGAGCAUCCUGAAUUCCCUCAUGGUGAAAUGUCCAGCAGAAGAGUGCAAUGAGGAGGUCAGCUUGGAAAAAUAUAAUCACCAUGUCUCAAGCCACAAGGAAUCGAAAGAGACUUUUGUGCAUAUUAAUAAAGGGGGCCGGCCCCGCCAGCAUCUCCUGUCACUGACCCGGAGGGCUCAGAAGCACCGUCUGAGGGAGCUCAAGCUGCAAGUCAAGGCUUUUGCCGACAAAGAAGAAGGAGGAGAUGUGAAGUCUGUGUGCCUGACCUUGUUCCUGCUGGCGCUGCGGGCGAGGAAUGAGCACAGACAAGCCGACGAGCUGGAGGCCAUCAUGCAGGGGCGGGGCUCCGGCCUGCAGCCAGCGGUUUGCUUGGCCAUCCGCGUCAACACCUUCCUCAGCUGCAGUCAGUACCACAAAAUGUACAGGACUGUCAAAGCCAUCACGGGGAGGCAGAUUUUUCAGCCUUUGCAUGCCCUCCGGAACGCUGAAAAGGUCCUUCUGCCGGGCUACCACCCCUUUGAGUGGCAGCCCCCUCUGAAGAACGUGUCCUCCAACACUGACGUUGGCAUUAUUGACGGAUUGUCUGGACUGUCCUCGUCUGUGGACGAUUACCCGGUGGACACCAUUGCGAAGCGGUUCCGCUACGAUUCGGCUUUGGUGUCUGCUCUGAUGGACAUGGAAGAAGACAUCCUGGAAGGCAUGAGAGCCCAAGAGCUUGACGAUUACCUGAACGGCCCCUUCACUGUGGUGGUGAAGGAGUCCUGUGACGGGAUGGGAGACGUGAGUGAGAAGCACGGCAGUGGGCCAGCCGUUCCGGAAAAGGCAGUUCGGUUUUCAUUCACAAUCAUGAAAAUUACUAUAGCACAUGGCUCACAGAAUGUGAAGGUGUUUGAGGAAGCCAAACCUAACUCUGAGCUGUGUUGCAAGCCCUUGUGCCUUAUGCUGGCAGAUGAAUCUGACCACGAGACUCUGACGGCCAUCCUGAGCCCUCUCAUUGCUGAGCGGGAGGCCAUGAAGGACAGCGAAUUAAUGCUUGAGAUGGGAGGCAUCCUCCGCACUUUCCAGUUCAUCUUUCGGGGCACGGGCUAUGAUGAGAAACUUGUCCGGGAAGUGGAAGGCCUUGAGGCUUCCGGCUCGGUCUACAUCUGUACCCUUUGUGAUGCCACCCGCCUGGAAGCCUCUCAAAAUCUUGUCUUCCACUCCAUAACCAGAAGCCACGCUGAGAACCUGGAGCGCUAUGAGGUCUGGCGUUCCAACCCAUACCAUGAGUCUGUGGAAGAAUUGCGGGAUCGGGUGAAAGGGGUCUCCGCCAAGCCCUUCAUCGAGACAGUCCCUUCCAUAGAUGCGCUCCACUGCGACAUUGGCAAUGCAGCUGAGUUCUACAAGAUCUUCCAGCUAGAGAUUGGGGAGGUGUAUAAGAACCCCAAUGCCUCCAAAGAGGAAAGGAAAAGAUGGCAGGCUACGCUGGACAAACAUCUCCGGAAGAAGAUGAACCUGAAACCAAUCAUGAGGAUGAAUGGCAACUUUGCCAGGAAGCUCAUGACCAAAGAGACUGUUGAAGCAGUUUGUGAAUUAAUUCCCUCCCGGGAGAGGCACGAAGCUCUGAAGGAGCUAAUGGACCUUUACCUGAAGAUGAAGCCCGUCUGGCGCUCAUCAUGCCCGGCUAAGGAGUGCCCAGAAUCCCUCUGCCAGUAUAGUUUCAAUUCACAGCGUUUUGCUGAGCUCCUCUCUACCAAGUUCAAGUAUCGGUAUGAGGGCAAAAUCACCAAUUAUUUUCACAAAACCCUGGCACACGUCCCUGAAAUUAUUGAGAGGGAUGGCUCCAUAGGGGCAUGGGCAAGCGAGGGAAACGAGUCUGGCAACAAACUGUUCCGGCGCUUCCGGAAAAUGAAUGCCAGGCAGUCCAAGUGUUAUGAAAUGGAAGAUGUCCUGAAACAUCACUGGUUGUAUACCUCCAAGUAUCUGCAGAAGUUUAUGGAUGCUCAUAAAGCACUGAAAAAUUCUGGGUUUUGCAUAAACUCACAAGGAAGCUUAGAGGACCCGUUAGGCUCAGAUGACUCUCUGGAAACUCAAGAUUCAAUGGAAUUUUAAGUCAGGCAGCCACUUAGGAGUUGGUUUUUGUGGAUGAGUUUCCUUCUGGGUUGCAUUGAGAUCUUCUCCUGUCACCAUUCAGUCCUCUGUGUGGGACUUCACCACCCGAGAGGUGGUAGGUUGGAGAAGCCACAGAUGCUGAGUCCACGUCAGGGAUGGGUAACUGAUGAGCUGGUUGCUUGAGCCAUUGAGGGAGUUCAGAAAAGCAACAGGAGAAAUCAGUUAUUUCAAAGCUCAGUAAACUCAGAACAGGAGUAACAGUCAGGGACCAGAGAUGAACAAAUCUGUGUGUGUGCGUGUGUGUGACUAGUGAGGUGAAAAUCACAGCCACAUUGUCAAAGAAGAAGAGCCUGUGAAGCCAGGAAGGGAGUUUGUCUUGUGGUUUCCAUUUCUCCCCCUUAAUUUCUUAGAGUUUUUAUUGAGACAUAAAUGUUUUCUAUAUCA
This is a messenger RNA of Equus caballus (horse), 3967 nucleotides long. Lineage: Eukaryota; Metazoa; Chordata; Mammalia; Perissodactyla; Equidae. The record is from RefSeq and is a predicted model, not a curated record.